This is a messenger RNA of Vigna unguiculata (cowpea), 4013 nucleotides long. Its product is annotated as UBQ, helicase-c and DEAD-like helicase domain-containing protein. The record is from RefSeq and is a predicted model, not a curated record. NCBI's taxonomy places the organism in Eukaryota, Viridiplantae, Streptophyta, Magnoliopsida, Fabales, Fabaceae. Gene Ontology annotation, molecular function: nucleic acid binding; protein binding; 3'-5' DNA helicase activity. Gene Ontology annotation, biological process: interstrand cross-link repair; nucleotide-excision repair. Gene Ontology annotation, cellular component: nucleus.
GCUUCCCAUUGGAAAACACAACGGCAUAUAGUACAGGCGAGAGAGGUCUGGCCCAAGUUCCCGCGGUUUUACAACAGAAGGACAAUGUCAGAGAGCAACCACAAGGAAAUCCAAAUCCGUGCCCUAACCGGCGAAUCAAUCACUCUUCCCGUCACUCCCACCACAACCCUCCACCACCUCAAGCUUCUCCUCCGCCGUUCAUUCUCCCCCGCCACCACCUCCCCCAACUUCCACCUCUUCUUCAAGGGUGAGAAAUUGCGAUUGCAGACUCAUAUUGCCUCUUACCCCAUCCAACGCCACGAAUUUCUCGUCCUCAUUCCCUUCACCAAAAAGGAAAAGGAACCUUCUACAACAUCCCACUCUCUUCAGCCUGAUGUUCCUCACACUACCAAUGCUUCAACUUCGACUUCUGUUCUCGCGGAUUCUACGUGGUCCUCCAUAAAGGAGGAUUUAUCACUUUUACGUGAUGCUACUGAGAGUGAUGCGUGUAAUUCCGAGUCGGGAAAAGAAAAACCGUUGGAGACAUCAACCGAAGGGGGUUUAGGUCGUGAGAAGCAGAUGGAGCUUCCCUAUCAUCUCAUACUGAACACAUUGCGAGAUGGUUGCGAGGGUGGUCCUUUUGGCGAGCACAAUUGCGAGGUUUUCGCGAAGGUUUUGGAGUCAGUGAAUUGUUUAUCGGAACUGCCACUCGGACACUGCAAGUUGCUGAAACGAGCUCGUUCGAAAGGAGGUGGCGGCGGCGGCCUGAGAAACCGUGUCAGUGACGGUGUUAUAUGUUUGUGUCCACCGUGGUUGAAGAUAGUGGUGAAGGCGUUUGCAUUUGUGAACAUUUUUUCCGCGUUUAUUUAUUUGCAGCUUAGAGAUUUGACCUUGAGUCUGCUGGAGGAGGCGCUUAGUGAGCUUGCUAAGUUUGGGGUUAAACUUGGCAUCGGCGACAUCAAGAAUCUUUCGCUUCUUUGUCCUCAUCUGGUAUGUUUCAGGGAUGAUGUAGAUAAGACAAGUUUUGGUGAUACCAUUGUUGUCCUCAAUCAUUCAACAGGCAAUAAAGAUCUAGUUGAAGAAAAUCCUAAAAGAGUGCGCAAGUGGUUGUAUAUUUCAAAGACUGUCAGUACAUUGAAGAGAAGGGACAGUUCUUUCCGUAAAAUUUUAGGAUGGGCUUUUGAACAGCUGCGGUAUGAAUUUGGGGAUGAGAUGACUAUGGGGAUUUCCUUGGAAGAGUUGCUUGCAGCAGUCAAGGACAAUGAUUUUGUCAAAAAAGAAGACGAAUCCAAACGUGUAAAGAGAAGCAAAACUACCUCAAAAUCUAACUCAAACCAUAUUGGGUGUCAUGACACAAAGUCAUUACUGGCUGUGGAGAUGAUUGAUCAUCUUAAGAAAGGAAUUGGAUCAGAAGGGCAGAUUGUGCAUAUUGAAGACAUAUGUGCCAGGAAAGCAAUUUACAGUGGGAUCCCUAUUGAUCUAUCAGAGAAAAUGAGAUCUGCACUGAAGUGUAUUGGAGUUUCCAAAUUUUACAGUCACCAGGCAGAGUCUAUACAAGCUUCCCUUCAUGGUGAAAAUGUUGUUGUGGCUACAAUGACAUCUAGUGGCAAAUCCCUUUGCUAUAAUCUACCAGUUCUAGAAGUUUUGUCUACGAAUUCAUCUUCAUGUGCUUUGUACAUAUUUCCCACGAAGGCAUUAGCUCAAGAUCAACUAAGAGCUUUGUUACACAUGACAAAAGGAUUUGAUAAUGACUUUAAUAUCGGUAUAUACGAUGGUGAUACCUCUAUGAGUGAGAGGAUGCUGCUCCGUGAUAAUUCUAGAUUGUUGAUCACAAAUCCAGAUAUGUUACACAUAUCAAUCUUGCCCCAUCAUCAACAGUUUAGUCGGAUUUUAUCAAACCUAAGGUUUGUGGUAAUUGAUGAGACUCAUACUUACAAGGGAACGUUUGGAAGUCACACUGCCCUUAUUUUGAGGAGGCUAAAACGACUCUGUUCACAUGUAUAUGGAUCUGUUCCUUCUUUCGUAUUUUCUACUGCAACUUCUGCAAAUCCUCGGGAGCAUUCUAUGGAACUUGCAAAUUUAUCUACACUGGAGCUAUUUCAGAAUGAUGGAAGUCCAUCUACAAGGAAACUUUUUGUCCUUUGGAAUCCUGCUCUGCGUCCAAAACCUUUCAUUAAAAAAGCUCAGUUUGCCAUGGGAACUGAUGAGUUGGAUGAUGAAAGUGCUAAUUUUGUUCGUUCAAGUCCAAUUGUGGAUGCUUCACGACUUUUUGCAGAAAUGGUUCAGCAUGGUCUUCGCUGUAUUGCAUUUUGUAAAUCACGGAAACUUUGUGAGCUUGUUUUAUCCUACACCCGUGAGAUUCUUCAUGAGACGGCCCCGCAUCUGGUUGAUUCCAUAUGUGCAUAUCGUGGCGGCUACAUUGCAGAGCAAAGAAGAAAAAUAGAGAGUUCAUUUUUUGGUGGUACAAUAUGUGGUGUUGCUGCAACUAAUGCUCUUGAGUUGGGCAUUGAUGUUGGAGAAAUUGAUGCCACUCUGCAUCUAGGAUUUCCUGGUAGUAUUGCAAGCUUAUGGCAACAAGCUGGUAGAGGUGGGAGGAGAGAUAAACCAUCCCUUGCUGUCUAUAUUGCAUUUGGGGGGCCUCUUGAUCAAUACUUCAUGAGACAUCCCAAUAAACUUUUUGAAAGACCAAUUGAAUGCUGUCAUGUUGAUUCUCAAAACAAAAAGAUUCUUGAGCAACAUUUGGUCUGUGCUGCUCAUGAACACCCUCUAAGUGUGAACUACGAUGAACAAUAUUUUGGUCCUUUCUUGGAAAGUGUUAUAAUUUCUCUAAAAGCUAGAGGAUACAUGAGUUCUAUUCUAUCAUCGGAUUCUUCUAGAAUAUGGAACUACAUUGGUCCUGAGAAAUUACCCUCACAUGCAGUCAAUAUCCGAGCAAUAGAAACUGUAAGGUACAGUGUCAUAGAUCAGAAAAAAAAUGAAGUCCUUGAAGAGAUAGAGGAAAGCAAGGCAUUCUUUCAGGUAUAUGAAGGUGCUGUGUAUAUGUGCCAGGGGAAAACCUAUUUGGUUGAAAAAUUAGAUCUGUCUAAUAAAACUGCUUUCUGCAAAGAGGCUGAUCUAAAGUAUUAUACAAAGACUCGUGAUUACACUGAUAUUCAUGUCAUUGGGGGUAAUGUUGCUUAUCCGCUCAAAGUAGAAACUAACAAGUUUCCAAAAUCAAAUGCUCGGGCUGAUAUAUGCAAAGUAACAACUACUUGGUUUGGAUUUUAUCGUAUUUGGAGAGGAAGCAAUCAAAUCUUUGAUGCUGUUGACCUCGCACUUCCUCAUUACUCAUACGAGUCACAGGCAGUUUGGGUUCCUGUGCCUCCGUCUAUAAAAGAAGCAGUAGUCAAGCAAAAUUAUGAUUUCCGUGGAGGUCUGCAUGCUGCUUCACAUGCAAUUUUACACGUAGUGCCUUUACACAUCACUUGCAACUUGUCUGACUUGGCUCCUGAGUGUCCAAACCCUCAUGAUGCCCGAUUUUACCCCGAAAGAAUUCUAAUAUAUGAUCAACAUCCCGGAGGAUGUGGAAUUUCAGUGCGGGUCCAACCCUAUUUUUCAAAGUUCCUGGAAGCCGCACUAGAGCUUCUCACAUGUUGCUGCUGCUCAGCGGAAGUGGGUUGCCCUAAUUGUGUUCAGAGCUUUGUUUGCCAUGAAUAUAACGAGGUUUUGCACAAGGAUGCAGCCAUCAUGAUCAUAAAGGGUAUUCUGGAUGCGGGAAACUAGUAAUUCAAAACACGUGCUUGGCUAAUUUGAAGGUAUGUUAGGGAAAAACCACCAAUGAAGUUUUACUCUUCAAUUUUAGUAAAUUAAUAUUACAAAGCACUAUAAAUUAAAGGCGACACAUGCCUUUAUUUGCUUUAAGCUAGUUUUACUUUAGAACUUGUUCUUAUUGUCUGGUUGGUUAGGAAAGUUGAAUGUACCUAUGCUAAAAUAAAUUGCAUUGAAUGUGAAAUGUUAAGAAAUAAAUAAAUUGCCUAUUCCAAAUGUGGUGUUAA